AUGCCUGUCAUACCAGUACGGUAUGAAAGUUUGAAGGCGAUUCUGCCGUACAUGGACCCAAAUACACGAUUUAAAAUCUCUCUGCGCAUGCCACCAAUCAGCCCCCUUGAGAGCCGCAUACCACUGAAAAUCGAGAAUUUGACAUUUGCAGGUCUAUUUACGGUGGUGAAUAAGGUCUCCUACGAGCUUGGUGUAUACCGUGAUUAUGGACGCAACGAAACUCCUCCCGAUGUUGUCCGUAUGAAUCAAAGGGGAGGGCUUCUCAAUGACAUUGAUCAAUAUGGAGUCAUAAUAUAUCCCGGAUUGAACAACGUACUUCCAGGAGAUAUCGAUUUGAGAACAAAAGUUCAAGUAGAUGCUCCGGUUUAUACGGAGGAAUGGGAACAAGGUCUUGUGCAGAAGCUGAGAACUUUAAAAAUGUUGUUAGCCGAACGGUUGAAUAAGGAGUAUAUUGAAGAUGACGAAACCAGGAAUGCAGAAGUUGGUUUCGAUGAGACAUUUCGACAAAUCAUAUUAAACGAUUCUGUAGAAUCCAUUCAACUUCAAAUUCAAUCACUUCGGGACCGGCUCAGUGCUUAUACUAAUCGUCGAAACAAUCAGAACCAGCCAUAUACUGCCUGGAUCCAAUUAUCCGUCAAUUCUUCAAAAGGAAACACAAUCCAACGUGUUGCAUACAAUAAGUAUCUUUAUGAAGCGACAAAGGCCGUGCACACGAAAUUGUUUGGAAAUCGUGAUUUGAAUAUAUCAGUGAAGAAUCUGAAAAUUGAGGAUUCACUCGCAUUUGAACGGUUCAAGGAAAUCAUUCAUCCAUCAUCUCUCCCAAUUCAACAACUGAAAGUUUCAAGUAGUGUUUUUGCUGCGGAUUUUCAACACACCAUUGCGAGAGAGGCAAAAAUAUUGAUCAUCGGUAAUAUUACCAGUGAAAAUGGUUCAUGGACCCCAAUUCUUCGAAAUCUGACCAACCGAAUAGUGUACUUGGAGAAUGAGAACAGACUGAAUCCACCAAAUAAUUAUAUGGAUUUGAUUGAGAAUUGGUUGGAGAGAGGACGACCGGUUGGGACCACUUUCUAUAUAGGAAUCAAAAACGAAGAAACCGUGACGCAAUGUUUGGAUACUCUGAAACAAAGGCAAGAAGUUAUUGGAUCUUCUGAAAAACAAGUUCAACUCCGUAUCAAUGCUGCAUUGAUGCUCGAAGUUUCUUAUCAACCGAUUGAACCGCGUGGGAGAUUACUAAGAGAUGACCAAGGGAAGUGGUGGCUGAGACUAAGAGUUGUUCGUAGAAGAUAUGAUUAA
Molecule: messenger RNA, 1293 nt
Organism: Caenorhabditis remanei
Lineage: Eukaryota; Metazoa; Nematoda; Chromadorea; Rhabditida; Rhabditidae
Exons: 4
Coding region: 1-1293 (430 amino acids)
Source: RefSeq, a predicted model, not a curated record